AUGCUGAAAUUUGCCACUCGAGCUGUACGUACAGCAAGAAUAUCGAAUGUCGCACCAUAUCUCCUGCGCACGUCUCCAUCUCUGCUGGCACGCACCACAACCACAAGACUUCUACCCUUCUCUACAUCUUCAUUCUUGAACCAUGGUCAUCUGAAAAAACCGAAGCCAGGCGAAGAACUGAAGAUUACUUUCAUCCUAAAGGAUGGCUCCCAAAAGACGUACGAAGUCUGCGAGGGCGAGACCAUUCUAGACAUCGCUCAAGGCCACAACCUGGAUAUGGAAGGCGCAUGCGGUGGCUCUUGUGCUUGCUCCACUUGUCACGUCAUUGUCGACCCAGACUACUACGAUGCCCUACCGGAGCCUGAAGAUGAUGAAAAUGACAUGUUGGACCUAGCUUACGGACUUACGGAGACAAGUAGGCUUGGGUGCCAGAUUAAGAUGUCCAAAGACAUUGACGGCAUUAGAGUUGCACUGCCCCAGAUGACAAGAAACGUUAAUAAUAACGACUUCAGUUGA
Molecule: messenger RNA, 516 nt
Organism: Saccharomyces mikatae IFO 1815
Lineage: Eukaryota; Fungi; Ascomycota; Saccharomycetes; Saccharomycetales; Saccharomycetaceae
Gene: YAH1
Product: adrenodoxin
Exons: 1
Coding region: 1-516 (171 amino acids)
Biological process (GO): P450-containing electron transport chain; positive regulation of oxidoreductase activity
Cellular component (GO): mitochondrion
Molecular function (GO): 2 iron, 2 sulfur cluster binding
Source: RefSeq, a predicted model, not a curated record